Molecule: messenger RNA, 1862 nt
Organism: Oryza sativa Japonica Group (Japanese rice)
Lineage: Eukaryota; Viridiplantae; Streptophyta; Magnoliopsida; Poales; Poaceae
Product: thylakoidal processing peptidase 1, chloroplastic
Biological process (GO): thylakoid membrane organization
Cellular component (GO): plasma membrane; chloroplast thylakoid membrane
Molecular function (GO): serine-type endopeptidase activity
Source: RefSeq, a predicted model, not a curated record
UCUAUAAAAAACACUUGUCUCCUCCGCCUCCCACCUUCUCUCUUCUGUACUCGCUUUCGCAGCUCCUCUUCCCCGCCUCCUCCGUUGACCGCCACCGUUGACCUCCCCGCCGGCGAGGUCUCCCUCGCCGGAAACCCCCCCGCCUCCCACCUUGUCUUCGCGGCGGCGUUCUCCCGUCAUCUGAUCGGCCGGCGCCUUUGGUCUCCGCCUGCUUCCGGGGGCUACUCGAUUCGUCUCCUCUCGAUCCCGCUACGGCUCCUCUGCUUGCUCGCCAUGGCGAUCCGAAUCACGGUGUCCUACUCCGGCUACGUGGCGCAGAGCCUCGCCGCGUCGCUCGGCCUGCGCUGCUCCUCCGCCUCCACGGCGGCGGGCUGCCGCUUCUUCCAGGACGGCGGGUGGCGCCCCUUCUGCAUGCUCACCUCCUCCUCCCGCGGCCACGCCGAGCACCACCGGAACGGCGGCGGCGGCGGCGAACACCGCCGUGAAGCCGGGGAGGGCGACCGCCCGAAGGCCCUGCCGCUCUCCGCCGCCGCCGGGGGCCACUCGCUGUUCCUCUCGCCGGCGUACGCUUCGUCCAGGGCGCAGCCGCCUUCGCUGGCCGUGGGUUUGCUGUCGGUGCUCGCGCAGGGGGCGACGGGGUCGAAGGGUGGGAUCUACGGCGCCGCGUCUCUGUCGGGCUCGUCGUCGUCGAUCUCUCUCGGGUUCAACCCUGCCUCCUUCCUCCCUUUCCUGCAGACCUCGAAGUGGCUCCCCUGCAGCGACCUUGCCACCUCCUCGUCUGCGCCGCCGUCUUCUCCUUCUCCUUCUCCUCCUCCUCCCGCACCGGCGCCUUCGAUUCGUCCCAAGAAGGCGUUGGUGAGUAGUGCUUCCAGCUCCCCGGCGAUUGCGAGGAGCAGUGGUGGUAGUGGUGCCGCGAUGAGCAGGAGCAACUGGUUGUCGAGGUGGAUGAGCUCCUGCUCCGACGACACCAAGACGGCCUUCGCAGCGGUGACUGUGCCUCUGCUCUACAGCUCGUCGCUGGCCGAGCCGAGGUCCAUCCCGUCCAAGUCCAUGUACCCGACCUUCGAUGUUGGUGACCGGAUUCUCGCCGAGAAGGUCUCGUACAUAUUCCGGGAGCCGGAAAUCUUGGACAUUGUGAUCUUCCGUGCACCACCAGCUCUUCAGGAUUGGGGCUACAGCUCGGGUGAUGUUUUCAUCAAGAGAGUUGUGGCCAAGGCAGGCGACUAUGUCGAAGUUCGUGAUGGCAAGUUGAUUGUCAACGGAGUAGUCCAGGAUGAGGAAUUUGUGUUGGAGCCUCACAAUUACGAGAUGGAACCCAUGCUUGUUCCAGAAGGUUAUGUGUUUGUGCUGGGAGACAACCGUAACAACAGCUUCGAUUCCCAUAACUGGGGGCCUCUUCCUGUGAGGAACAUUAUUGGAAGAUCUGUGUUUCGGUACUGGCCUCCAUCAAGAAUAACAGAUACAAUAUACGAGCCUCGCGCUGAAUAUUCUGUGGCUGGGUUGUCGUGAGGUGUAUCCAGACCUUCUGGCCAUGCUGGAUAGCCGAUGUGUCAUACUCUUUUGUGGAGCUCCACUUAUGAGCCGAGCUCCAGUUCACAGCUCUCACUGUUGUUUAUAGAGUGUUUGUAAAUUCACUUUGGCUGACCAAUUUGUUUUUUCAACUGCCUGUUUGGCAGAUCUUUGUUAUAUUAUAGCAUGCAAAGCUAAAAGAGACUCCUAUCUGUACAGAGCAAACUGCUGAAGGAGCAUUUCUGCUUCAGAGCUGAGCAAUUAUUUUGUUCUGUUUCCAGCAUAAGAGGAGAUACUCUGUUGUACUUGGAAUCAUGAAAAUGAAUCAUAUAAAAGCAAUUUUUGAAGAUCUA